CUUAGCGUCUCCUUCAAAUAAACGCGGUCUCCAUGCAUAACCCAGCUACUUCCUCGGCACACUUUAUACAUCAGAAGGCUCAAAAUCUGCAACAACAAUGGAUAGUUUUAUCCAGCAAGUCAGGGUAAAGCUUUCGAAUGUAGGACAAGAAAAUAGAGAAGAAACAAGCAGCUCCAGCCGAAGAAUACCACUCCAGAAAACUCAAUCUUUCAAAGGAGAAAACAAGAAAGCUCAAAACUGGUUACAGAGACAAUUUUCCAGGCAAAUGAGUCGGGGUUAUGAUUCCAACAUCCAAAUGGAGCAUGCAGCUGCGGUGGCUGCAGCCGCCUAUGCCAUUAAUUCUCUAGAAGAAUCACGCAUCCCUUGUCAGAAAAAGACCACUGAGGGUCCUUUUGCAUUUCUCACCAGGCCCAGCAGCAAAAAAGAAGAUGCUCCAAUGUCAGUACAGGAGAUAACCAGUGAGGGCCCUCAGCGUCAGCCAUCUUUCACCAGACAGAAAAGCAAAAAGGAUGAUGUAGAUGAGGCCACUAGGAACCUUGAGCCCUCUUUAACCAGGCUCAGGAGUAAAACGGAAGAUACACCAGUCUCAAUGACAGAACCCGGUAGCGGAUCCAAACGGUUCUCAGGAGGUCCAGUUGAUGAAAUGCAAGAAAUUGCUGCCGUAGAGGAGAAGACACCUGAAAAAGCCGUCAGUAGUCCUCCAAAGAAAAAGACUCUCAGUUUUUCUGAUGAGGUCUCGAAUAGCUCUGGUACUACACAAUCUAAAAGAACACCAUCAAAGGUCACUGAUCCUGCUCCAUCAAUGAAAAGUAGUCCAACUUUUGAUGAUAGAGAAGCGCAAAAAUCUACCAUCAAAUCGGAAAGGAAGGCAAGAAAACCCGAUGCUCCUCCAUCCAUUAAACCUACAACUCCAUCGGCCGAAACCAAAAGACAGAGUUCAGAAAAACCUGGAACAGAUGAAACAGAAGCAGAUGCCUGGGAGAUAUCUGAGAUGGUCAAGAUCAAAGAAAGGUACGAGAAGUUAAACAACACAAUACAAUCAUGGGAGGAGAAAAAGAAGAAGAAAGCCAGAAGCAAACUUGAUAGAGCAGAGAGACAAUUGGAGGAAAAAAGAUUAAAAACCUUAACAAAAUUUCGCAGUGAAAUGGAAUCUAUUGAUCAGAUUGCAGGAGGAGCAAGGGCAAAAGCAGGGGAGAGUCGAAGAAAGGAAGAGUUGAAAGCAAAAGAAAAGGCAAAUAUAAUCAGAAGAACUGGGAAAGCUCCUGCGACAUGCUUCUGCUGCUGAAUCUCUUCAAUAACUUAAGCCUCACCUGGUUUCACAGAGGGACACCCAACUUCAAAUGAUUUACACGUAAAUAUGUCACACCCAAGAUGAAAUGAUAUGUUCUAUUUCCGCUGUUAGAACUAAUGUUUUAUGUCAUAUAUUUUUCUCAUGUAUUGAUUAUAAAAUAUAUAAAAAA
Messenger RNA from Pistacia vera, 1460 nucleotides. RefSeq lists its product as uncharacterized. Bases 98 to 1285 code for a protein of 395 amino acids. NCBI's taxonomy places the organism in Eukaryota, Viridiplantae, Streptophyta, Magnoliopsida, Sapindales, Anacardiaceae. The transcript has 6 exons. The record is from RefSeq and is a predicted model, not a curated record.